AUGGCUCUAAAUUGGAUCUUGGUAUUUACUACCUCACUGAGGUCUAUCCAUCCAUGGAGAAGUCAUUGGAAUCAGAAGGGGUCAUCUCGGGAGGUUCCCUCGUUAGCGAUAAUAUCCACGGGUAUACAUUUUCUGAAAAUAGACGACGAGAGCGUUGAGUCCGUGAAUCAUAAACGUGAGCCGAGUGAUCAAGAGUUACGCAAAAAAGCAUUGAAAACCAAACGAGAACCCGGUCAUCGUAUAUUUGUAAAUAGAAGUUUACAACUGGAUAAUGUUAAGUUUUAUGGAUUUGAUAUGGAUUAUACUCUAGCAGUUUACAAAUCACCCGCAUUUGAAGAGUUAACAUUUCAAUUAGUUUUGGAUUCAUUAAUUGAUUUAGGUUAUCCAACCGAUAUAAAAGCAUUUGUUUAUGAUCGAACCUUUCCGUUGAGGUGUAUAGAAGAUAGUGAUGAUGAUUUAAACUUUUUAACUGGAAAUGAAGUUCGUCAAUAUUAUCCAAAUAAAUAUGUCACUGGAGAUGAUCGAAUUUAUGUUUUUUAUACAUUGUUUAAUUUACCUGAGAUCUAUCUUAUUGCGUGUCUUAUUGAUUAUUUUUCGAGUGUUUCAGAAUAUGUCGAAAAUAAUACUGCUGUGAAAUUUGGCGAUAAUAUUUUAUCCUUUCGUGCUAUAUUUAAUGAUGUUCGAACUUCCAUUGAUCGUUUACAUCAUCAGGGUAAAUUAAAAGAACUAGUAACAAGUGAUGUAGAGAAAUAUGUCCAUAAGGAUGAACUAUUGCCUAUCUUACUUGAUCGAAUUCGUUCACAUGGUGCAAAAACUUUCUUAUUAACAAAUUCUGAAUAUUGGUAUACGGAUCGUUUAAUGGCGUACUUACUAGCAAAUGGAGGAGAGGGAAAGAAAGCCAAACGUGAUUGGAAAAGUUAUUUUGAUUUUAUCUUAGUUGACGCACAAAAGCCAUUAUUCUUCGCUGAAGGAACUACGUUAAGAUUAGUCGAUCCGGCUACCGGUAACAUGAAAUUGGGAACUUAUUCCGGACCAUUGCAACAGAAUCAAGUGUAUAGCGGCGGUUCAUGUGAAGUAUUUUCAAAAUUAAUUGGUUCAACGGGAAAAGAUGUUUUAUACGUUGGUGAUCAUAUUUUCGGUGAUAUAAUUAAAAGUAAAAAGCAAAAAGCUUGGAGAACGUUUCUUAUUAUUCCCGAAUUGAAUCAUGAAUUGAAAGUGUUUCACGAUAAACGUGAAAUAUUUAAUACAUUGGAAGAACUGGAUAAUUCAAUUAGCGAAUUAUUACGUAAUUUUGAUAUGACAGCAAAUCAAGGACCAGAUGUAUCAAAAAUUAAGCAUAAAAUACAAAACAAAAUACUAACACGAAAUCAAGCUGAUGGAUCGCAAGAUAUGGAAAGUUGUCACAUGAAUUUUGAGAAAAAUUAG
This is a messenger RNA of Didymodactylos carnosus, 1425 nucleotides long. The record is from the annotation of a GenBank genome assembly. Lineage: Eukaryota; Metazoa; Rotifera; Eurotatoria; Philodinida; Philodinidae.